GCCCUCGAGCUCCGCCAGCUCGCGGGCGGGGGCGCGGGCCAGAGUAGCCCGCUGGUGCUCCGCGGCACGGGGACGGGACGCGGCAGGAGCCGCAGGUCGGCCCGCGCGCUUUGACGCACCGGGCGCCUCUGCGGCAGGAUGAAGCGCUGCUCGCCUCCGGCCGAGUUGUUUUUGCGAAAGCUGCUCCCGGUGCCCCGAGCGCUCAAGGUCUGAACUUCCCUCUGGAGCCGCAGUUGGAGGCGCGCGGCUAGAGGCCAACAGCGGGCGACAGCGCCCGAGGGGAGCGCAGCGCAGCGCGCCCGGGACUCAAGACUCAGCGCCGCCGAGGCACGGGAACCCCGGGAGCACCAGGUACCUCUGACCCGGUCGGGAAAGGUUCCAAGAGCUCGGCAACAUGGCUUCCUCACCCCACCAGCAGCUGCUGCAUCACCAUAGCACCGAGGUGAGCUGCGACUCAAGCGGAGACAGCAACAGCGUGAGGGUCAAGAUCAACCCUAAGCAGCUGUCCUCCAACACCCACCCGAAGCACUGCAAGUACAGCAUCUCGUCCAGCUGUAGCAGCUCGGGAGACUCCGGGGGGCUUCCCCGGCGGAUGGGCGGCGGGGGUCGCCUGCGCAGGCAGAAGAAACUGCCCCAGCUGUUCGAGAGGGCCUCCAGCCGGUGGUGGGACCCCAAAUUCGACUCCGUGAACCUGGAGGAGGCCUGUCUGGAGCGCUGCUUCCCGCAGACCCAGCGCCGCUUCCGGUACGCACUCUUCUAUGUGGGCUUCGCCUGCCUUCUCUGGAGCAUCUACUUCGCUGUCCACAUGAGAUCCAAAGUGAUUAUCAUGGUGGUCCCGGCUCUGUGCUUCCUGGUGGUGUGUGUGGGCUUUUUCCUGUUUACUUUUACCAAGCUGUACGCCCGGCAUUAUGCGUGGACCUCGCUGGCUCUCACCCUGCUGGUGUUCGCCCUGACCCUGGCUGCGCAGUUUCAGGUUUGGACACCUCUGUCAGGACGUGUUGACAGCUCCAAUCAAACGCUCACAGCCAAGGCGGUGGACACUUGCUUAUCUCAAGUGGGGAGCUUCUCCAUGUGCAUUGAAGUGCUCUUUCUACUCUACACGGUCAUGCACUUACCUCUGUACCUGAGCUUGUUUUUGGGGGUGACCUAUUCUGUCCUUUUCGAGACCUUCGGGUAUCAUUUCCGAAAUGAAGACUGCUUCCCCUCCCCGGGACCUGGGGCCCUGCACUGGGAGCUGCUGAGCAGAGCCCUGCUCCACGUGUGCAUCCACGCCAUCGGGAUCCAUCUGUUUGUCAUGUCUCAGGUGAGGUCCAGGAGCACCUUCCUCAAGGUGGGACAGUCCAUUAUGCACGGCAAAGAUCUGGAAGUAGAGAAAGCCCUCAAAGAGAGGAUGAUUCAUUCUGUGAUGCCAAGAAUCAUAGCUGAUGACUUAAUGAAACAAGGGGACGAAGAGAGUGAGAAUUCUGUCAAGAGGCACACCACCUCCAGUCCCAAGAACAGGAAGAAGAAAUCCUCCAUACAGAAAGCACCUAUAGCGUUCCGCCCUUUUAAGAUGCAGCAGAUCGAAGAGGUCAGUAUUUUAUUUGCAGACAUUGUGGGCUUCACCAAAAUGAGUGCCAACAAAUCCGCUCAUGCCUUGGUAGGUCUCCUCAACGAUCUGUUUGGUCGCUUCGAUCGGCUGUGUGAGGAGACCAAGUGCGAGAAGAUCAGCACCCUGGGAGACUGUUACUACUGUGUGGCAGGCUGUCCGGAGCCCCGCGCAGACCAUGCCUACUGCUGCAUUGAGAUGGGCUUAGGCAUGAUAAAAGCCAUCGAGCAGUUCUGCCAGGAGAAGAAAGAGAUGGUGAACAUGCGUGUCGGGGUUCACACAGGGACUGUCUUAUGUGGUAUCCUGGGCAUGAGGAGGUUUAAAUUCGAUGUGUGGUCUAAUGACGUGAACUUGGCUAAUCUCAUGGAGCAGCUGGGAGUGGCUGGCAAAGUUCACAUAUCCGAGGCCACUGCAAAAUACUUAGACGACAGGUAUGAAAUGGAAGAUGGGAGAGUUACUGAACGCCUUGGCCAGAGCGUGGUCGCCGACCAGCUGAAAGGUUUGAAGACAUACCUGAUAUCGGGCCAGAGAGCCAAGGAGUCUCACUGCAGCUGUGCAGAGGCCCUGCUUUCUGGCUUUGAGGUCAUUGACGGCUCACGGGCGUCCUCAGGCCCUAGGGGACAGGGGACAGCAUCGCCAGGGAGUGUCAAUGACUUGGCACAGACUGUCAGAACCUUUGAUAACUUUAAGACUUGCCCUUCUUGUGGAAUCACAUUUGCUCCUAAAUCUGAAGCUGGUGCAGAAGGAGGAACUGUGCAAAAUGGCUGUCAAGACGAGCCUAAGACCGGCACCAAGGUAACAAGCUCAUGGCUGUUGUUCCUGUCAGUACCUCUCCUGGCGCAUCCACCUAAGGCUUCUGGAGGACCCAACUCCAAAACCCAGAACGGACUCCUGAGCCCUCCUCCAGAGGAGAAGCUCACCAAUAGCCAGACCUCCUUGUGUGAGAUCCUGCAGGAGAAGGGACGGUGGGCAGGUGUGAGCUUGGACCAGUCAGCCCUCCUCCCACUGAGGUUCAAGAAUAUCCGUGAGAAAACUGAUGCCCACUUUGUGGAUGUCAUCAAAGAAGACAGCCUCAUGAAAGAUUAUUUCUUCAAGCCACCCAUCAAUCAGUUCAGCCUGAACUUCCUGGAUCCGGAGUUGGAGCGAUCCUACAGAACCAGUUACCAGGAAGAGGUCAUAAAGAAUUCUCCUGUGAAGACUUUUGCCAGCGCCACCUUCAGUUCCCUCCUGGAUGUGUUUCUGUCCACCACAGUGUUCCUGAUCCUCUCCAUCACCUGCUUCCUAAAGUACGGAGCCUCGGCCACUCCACCCCCACCCGCUGCCCUGGCCAUCUUUGGUGCAGACCUGCUGCUGGAGGUGCUGUCCCUAGUCGUGUCCAUCAGAAUGGUGUUCUUCCUAGAGCAUGUCAUGAUGUGCACGAAACGGUCGCUGGAAUGGAUUGCUGGCUGGCUGCCUCGACAUUGCAUAGGGGCCGUCCUGGUUUCUCUCCCUGCCCUGGCUGUCUAUUCACACAUCACCUCUGAGUUUGAGACAAACAUACAUUCCACCAUGUUCACGGGCUCUGCGGUGCUGGUGGCCGUGGUGCACUACUGUAACUUCUGCCAGCUCAGCUCCUGGAUGAGGUCCUCCCUCGCCACCAUCGUGGGGGCUGGGCCAUUGCUUCUGCUCUACAUCUCCCUGCGCCAGGACAGUUCCAUAGUGAUGUCACCCUUGGAUACAGCACAGAACUUCAGUGCCAGUGGGAACCCGUGCAACAGCUCACUGCUGCAGGACAGCAGGAGGCCGGCCAGCCUCAUAGGCAAGGAGCUCAUUCUCACCUUCUUUCUCCUGCUGCUCUUGGUCUGGUUCCUGAACCGAGAGUUCGAGGUCAGCUACCGCCUGCACUACCAUGGGGACGUGGAAGCUGAUCUGCACCGCACCAAGAUCCAGAGCAUGAGGGAUCAGGCUGACUGGCUGCUGAGGAACAUCAUCCCCUACCACGUGGCCGAGCAGCUGAAAGUCUCCCAGACGUACUCCAAGAACCAUGACAGUGGAGGCGUGAUCUUUGCCAGCAUCGUCAACUUCAGCGAGUUCUACGAAGAGAACUAUGAAGGGGGCAAGGAGUGCUACCGGGUCCUCAAUGAGCUGAUCGGUGACUUUGAUGAGCUUCUGAGCAAGCCAGACUAUAACAGCAUUGAGAAGAUCAAGACCAUUGGGGCCACGUACAUGGCAGCAUCGGGGCUGAACACUGCCCAGUGUCAGGAGGGCGGCCACCCGCAGGAGCAUCUGCGGAUCCUCUUUGAGUUUGCCAAGGAGAUGAUGCGCGUGGUUGAUGACUUCAACAACAAUAUGUUGUGGUUCAACUUCAAGCUUAGGGUUGGCUUUAACCACGGACCCCUGACGGCAGGUGUCAUAGGUACCACCAAGCUGCUGUAUGACAUCUGGGGGGACACGGUCAACAUCGCCAGCAGGAUGGACACCACCGGUGUUGAGUGCCGCAUCCAGGUGAGCGAAGAGAGCUACCGUGUGCUGAGCAAGAUGGGUUACGACUUCGACUACCGCGGGACUGUGAACGUCAAGGGGAAGGGGCAGAUGAAAACCUACCUUUACCCAAAGUGCAUGGACAAUGGGCUCGUGCCCCAGCACCAGCUGUCCAUCUCCCCAGACAUCCGUGUGCAGGUAGACGGCAGCAUUGGACGGUCUCCCACGGAUGAGAUUGCCAACUUGGUGCCUUCUGUUCAGUACUCAGACAAGACUUCCUUGGGAUCGGAUGACAACACACAGGCCAAGGAAGUGCACCUGUCCUGUAAGAGACCCUGGAGAGAGCCGGCCAAAGCUGAAGAAAGGUUUCGGUUUGGAAAAGCCAUAGGAAAGGAUGAGGGUGAAGACACGGGAAUAGAAGAGGCCAACGAACUCACCAAGCUCAAUGUCUCAAAGAGUGUAUGAGGCGGCGUGGCGAGCUGCCGAGGUGCUCCGUUCAUCCACACACAAUAAUAUUUGUACUGACGGGCUGGCGUGCUCUCCAGCGCCUCAGUUUCUGUUCCCGGAUGUGGUGUCAUGUGGUCAUUUCAGCCCUGAUCUCUGUGUGGAUCACAGUUAUUCAGGGUCCAUUUCCACCCUUUCUUUCCUUUUCUCCCUUUCCUGGAAGCCUGCCCCCAGCUUGGGGGAUCCAUUCAGCUGUGGAGGAAUACAAGUGCCUUCAGGGUUUGGCCUUGAGUCUAUGGCCGAGGCCACUGGUGGAAUCAUGGCCCUGGGUAUUAUUUGACUUCUUUAGGGAAAAAAAAAAGAAAACAAGAAAAAAAAGCUGUGGUUAAGAUACCGUUUUUAUUGCCUUUUCUCACAAGUUUUUUUCCUCAUACGGUGUUUUCCAGUUUAUUUUUUCUAUAAAUGUAAUAGUGUUUUCAGUCACCUGGCCUUUCUAAGCACAUACACGCACACACUUGCAUUUAUGAAUCUGACAUAAAGUGCCAGUAACUCAUCUGGGGGAGGGGCUAUAAAAGGGAGCAGGGCUGGGAAGCUCAGCAAGCCCCCUCCUGGCAUCUCUGGGUACCUGGGCCCAUAGUCCUAUGACCCACGAACACUGGGCAGUUUCAGGGGCUCAUCUGCACGCAGGCCAGGAUUUCCUAUACUCACCAGGCACAAAGCUCACAAACCAGGCCUCAGGAAUCUCAAAGCCGUGUUUCAUCCUGACCCUCCACAGAGGGUCUUCCAGCCAAGAGCGAAGAUGUUCGUCUCGGAAGCCGACUCACCUGAGGGAGACACUCAGCCAUCUGAGGGUUGCGUUUAUUUAUUUAUUUAUUUGUCAAAACGUGUAUUAUGGGGAGGGGGCACUGGGUAGUUUUGGUAGAGGGAAACGGAGUGGGCAGGGCAGUUUGCAGAGGACACAGCAGAUCAAUGACAAGAUGUCCCUCAGCCUUUCAUGUCUCAUCCACUGUGGCCCACGGUGCCGCCAAGGGUGCUGCUCCCCCUUGUGGGGAUCCGGAGUAAAACUGGCUCUGCUCCAAGUGGGAUUCGGCAGCCCUUUGGUCCAGUCCUCCCACUGUUGAACUGCGCAGGCUGAUCUGCGGUGGGGUUAACUCUGCGGGCCAAGUCAGACUCUCUAGAGGGGUUUCUUACAGUGCACCGAGGUGGGGCAGAACCAUCUGUAUGCCAAAGGAGGUGCAGACAGCCAGACACGGAGACGCUAAGGAAAUUCCUGGCUGCUAGCCUUGCUUGGAAUUUUGUCUUUCCCUGCUGAGUCUCCAGUUUGUGCUGAUUGGAGCUCAGGCUACAGGUGCCUGCCGUCGUCAUUUUCCAGGUGACACUGGUGUGCAGCUCAGAGGCAACCGAGGGCCAGCCCUGUUUGGUGGGGGUCUCAUGCCGUGCCCUGUGGUGUGUCCUUUCACUGGUAAACCUCACUGUAUAAUUGUCACAUCUGAGUUGAAUCCUCUUGUCACUCAUGCCCAAAGACAGACAGAACCUGCUGAUGCUAGUGGGGUGACAUCUUAGUUCUAGUCAGCCACUUCCCCUGGGGACACCUGGGAUGGCCACCCAAGCAUCACAGCCAUGCCAGGCCCCGAGUGGACCUAGUGACUGGGAGACUUUCCAUCCCAGUUGGCUCCCUGUUGGUCUUCCAACUCGAAGAACAGACAGCUGUGACAAUACCUCUUGCUUCUAAAGAAUGUAUUCUUGUACAAUGCCACAGAUAUUUUUUUUCUUAAAAACACUACCUGAUUCUUUCCUUGUACUAGGAUUUAGGGCAUGUUGGGUUUCUGCCCGUCAGUAUUAGGGCGUGCAUUCUCUGAGUGAGUGCCAGUCUUGUUCCGCCUCCAGGCUGCGUAGCUGAGGAGCUAGCUGGUUGUCUGUGUCUUGUCUUUGCAGUCCUGGUUAAGAUGUGCUCUACCAAGUUCAUCUCUACGCACAUUUUUCCCUCCCAAACUCUUUUUCCUUUCUCUGCUACAGACGCGUUUGUGAUUCUUUCCCAACCCUCCCCCUAACCAUAGACCUGCAAACCACCCGGAGAGAGUCAUUGGCCUUGAGCAGGUAGUCCAGCUGGGCAUUGUACAAACAGAGCCCUGGAUGAAGGGCAGCUCACACGGAGUGCAAUGCUCUUAGGAAACACCCUGAGCCUUCCUGAAGAACCACAGACAUUCUUUCUUCUUUCAGGGUGCCAGGCCCCUGAGGCCUUCCCAGCUCCCUGCCCCAAAGCAUACCUCAACACAGAACCACGGGCUCUGCAGCACACCUGCCGCGCAGCCUGGUCUGUUGGCAUUGAACAAACAGCUGGAGACAGUUGGGCUUCUAGGCGGUGGACUCAGUGUCCUUUGGGUGGCAAUACUUCUUAGGAACCUAGGGCAGGAAGCAAUACUCCAGAAUUGAAUGUGUGUAAAUAGUUGCUUGGCGUUGCAAUUGCUCUUCCCUUCUCGGUCCCAGCUAGAUCGAUUUUAUACAUCAGUAUGAUCAAGCACACGUAAUUUUAUUCCACACAGAUGAGCAUAGAGCAUCAGUUAUAAGCCCCUAAGCUGCUUGACGAGCCCACAGACUGUGCCACACCUGCGCAUGGCUUCCUUCACUCUGACUUCACUCCUGGGGACUGCACCUGCACAUUUGCACAUGACACAGAGCCAAAGGCAGUGUGCAACCAUCACCUGGGCUGCAGGCACCGGUACUUUCCAAAGAAAAGUCUGCGUUUGAAUCUCUUGAUUUCAAGGUCAGCGUUUUUUGAUUGGUUGUUUUGAAAAUCGCAUCAUGCCUAGAUCCUGAAAUUAAAUUAGCAAGAACCAACUGUUUGUGUUCCCAUGUUUCCUUUGCUCUGCUCUUUUUAAAUUGUUAAUUCUAAGAAUUUCAAAAUGCAUCCACUGAAAAAAAUGGAUAUUAAAAUAAUUCUAAAACUUAA
Messenger RNA from Arvicola amphibius (Eurasian water vole), 7442 nucleotides. It is a transcript of the gene Adcy9, whose product is annotated as adenylate cyclase 9. The record is from RefSeq and is a predicted model, not a curated record. NCBI's taxonomy places the organism in Eukaryota, Metazoa, Chordata, Mammalia, Rodentia, Cricetidae. The transcript has 11 exons. Bases 395 to 4513 code for a protein of 1372 amino acids. Gene Ontology annotation, biological process: intracellular signal transduction; adenylate cyclase-activating G protein-coupled receptor signaling pathway; cyclic nucleotide biosynthetic process. Gene Ontology annotation, molecular function: adenylate cyclase activity.